Molecule: messenger RNA, 2244 nt
Organism: Pectinophora gossypiella (pink bollworm)
Lineage: Eukaryota; Metazoa; Arthropoda; Insecta; Lepidoptera; Gelechiidae
Product: angiotensin-converting enzyme-like
Exons: 12
Coding region: 217-2160 (647 amino acids)
Biological process (GO): proteolysis
Cellular component (GO): plasma membrane
Molecular function (GO): metallopeptidase activity; peptidyl-dipeptidase activity
Source: RefSeq, a predicted model, not a curated record
GCAAUUGGCGGCAAAUCAAGUCUAUCGAAGACAGUUUAUCGACGGGCAAGUGUGUGUGAGUGGCACUGGCUGCGCGGGCGCCGCACUCGCAGUCAUCGUCCGGCUGAAGUCGGCGGCGACGGGCCGUUCCAAUUUCGAAUUUGCCAAUCGUAAAAUAUUCGUGACAUUUUUAAUAUUAAGUAUUAAUUUAAAUUUAAGUUUUUAAUCGGCCAGACGAUGCUAAAAAUCGGUGGCGGGGCCGCGCUUCUGGCGGCGAUCGUCGCCGUGUUCGUGGUAGCGACCCAGGGCCGCGAUCCCGACUUAGAAGCCCUAGAACACGAGGGCAAGCAGUAUAUCAUCGAACUAGACAAAGCUGCUGGCCUUAGGAAAAACCGGGCCACCUUAGCCGAGUGGGCUUACACGUCCAAUAUUACUAAAGAGAAUGAAGAGAAAAAGCUCCAAGUCCAAUUAGAAAUAUCAAAGCAAGAGAAACAAGCAUGGGAGGAGACAAAAAUGUACCAUUGGCAAGAUUUCCAGGACUUCACUCUAAGAAGGAUGUUCAAGAAGUACUCACAGCUCGGCGUGUCGGCCCUUCCUGAUGACAAAUACAAGAUGCUGAUGAAGUCAGUAUCAGACAUGGAGUCGAACUACGCCACGUCGAAGAUUUGCGACUACAAGAACAGAACGAAAUGUGAUCUGUCUUUGGAGCCUGAAAUAACGGAGAUCUUCGCAAAGAGUCAAGAUCCCGAGGAGCUGAAGCACACUUGGAUAGAAUGGCACAAGGCAGCUGGUGCACGAGCUCGUGACAACUUUACCACUUAUGUGCAACUGGACAAUGAAGCAGCGAAAAUGAAUAAUUUCAAAGAUGUUGCGGAAUGGUGGCAAUCAGAAUACGAAGUGCCGGACUUUGAGGAGCAGCUUGCUAAAAUUUGGGAAGAUAUUAAGCCUUUGUACCAACAACUUCAUGCGUACGUGAGGAAACGAUUGAGGGACAAGUAUGGAGACGAAGUAGUGUCGGCUAAAGGACCUAUACCUGCUCACUUAUUAGGAAACAUGUGGGCCCAAACUUGGAAUAACAUUGAAUCUUUCACUCGGCCUUAUCCUGACAAGAAGGAAAUAGACAUCACACAGACCAUGCGGGCACAGAACUAUACUCCUCUGAAGAUGUUCCAAAUGUCAGACGAAUUUUUCAGAUCCUUAAAUUUGACAGCGAUGCCUGAAAAGUUUUGGAAGAAUUCAAUCAUUGAGAAACCUACAGACAGAGAUAUUGUGUGUCAUGCGUCCGCUUGGGACUUCUUUGAUGGAGAAGAUUUUAGGAUCAAAAUGUGUACGGUGGUGAACAAAGAACAUUUUAGGACGGUCCACCACGAAAUGGGACAUGUGCAAUAUUAUUUGCAGUACAGAAGUUUGCCUGUAGUUUUCCGAGGGGGUUCCAAUCAAGGUUUCCACGAGGCGGUUGGUGAUACUAUUGCACUGUCAGUUUCAUCUCCUAAGCACUUACGUCGAGUAGGCCUGGUCACUGGGGAUGCUGAAGAUGAACAGACUGAAAUCAACCAGCUUUAUAAAAUGGGCAUAGACAAGAUAGUCUUCCUGCCAUUCGCCUAUACUUUGGACUUGUUCCGUUAUGGAGUCUUCCGCGGUACCACUCCUCCUGAGGACUAUAACUGUCACUACUGGAGGCUGAGGGAAAUGCUUCAGGGUGUAGAACCUCCAGUCAACAGGACUGAAGAGGAUUUCGAUGCUGCCGCCAAAUACCACGUGUCCGCAGAUGUUGAAUAUGCCAGAUACUACGUGUCAUUCAUAAUCCAGUUCCAAUUCCACCGUGCGCUGUGUCAGAUUGCCGGCGAGUAUAUACCAGAAGACUUCACCAAGAAACUUGUUGAUUGCGACAUCUACCAGAGCGUUGCUGCUGGAAAUGCUUUGUCUCAAAUGCUCAAGAUGGGUUCAUCGCGACCCUGGCCAGAUGCGAUGGAGGCGUUGACCGGCCAACGGGCAAUGAAGGCUGAUGGUCUUUUGGAGUACUUCAAACCUCUGCAUGACUGGCUGGUGCAGGAGAACCAGCGUACCGGAGAACACAUUGGAUGGGAAGCGAGUAAAGUCCAAUAUUGCACAGCGGAGCAGUUAGCGGCCCUAAGCGCAAAACAGGUCAAGCCAGAGCCGGAGCCGGAAAAAGAGACGUGACCCGCGCAUGUACUUACUAUCUAACUUAGUCUAAUUUAUAGUAGGCGAGUCUCAGUAUUCGUAAUAAACUUUUUUUUAAGUGAA